Messenger RNA from Jaculus jaculus (lesser Egyptian jerboa), 2074 nucleotides. RefSeq names its product pyrroline-5-carboxylate reductase 3 (gene Pycr3). Gene Ontology annotation, biological process: L-proline biosynthetic process. Gene Ontology annotation, molecular function: pyrroline-5-carboxylate reductase activity. Bases 7 to 837 code for a protein of 276 amino acids. The record is from RefSeq and is a predicted model, not a curated record. Lineage: Eukaryota; Metazoa; Chordata; Mammalia; Rodentia; Dipodidae. The transcript has 6 exons.
AGCGUGAUGGCGACGGCGGCGGCGGGGUCCUGUCCGCGGCGCGUGGGCUUCGUGGGAGCAGGCCGCAUGGCGGAGGCCAUCGCGCGGGGCCUCAUCCGAGCAGGCAAAGUGGAAGCUAAGCAGGUGCUGGCCAGUGCGCCGACAGACAGGAACCUCUGCCGCUUCCGGGCUCUGGGUUGCCAGACUACCCACUCCAACCAGGAGGUGCUGCAGACCUGUUCACUUGUCAUCUUUGCCACCAAGCCCCAACUCCUGCCUGUUGUUCUGGGAGAGGUGGCCCCUGUUGUCAGCACUGAGCACAUCCUGGUGUCCGUGGCUGCUGGUAUCUCUCUGAGAACCCUGGAGGAGCUGCUGCCCCCAAACACACGAGUGCUGCGGGUCUCUCCCAAUCUUCCCUGUGUAGUCCAGGAGGGGGCCAUGGUGAUGACACGGGGCCGCCAUGUCGGAAAUCACGAGGCUGAGCUCCUACAGAAUCUGCUGGAGGCCUGUGGACUGUGCAUAGAGGUGCCGGAGGCCUAUGUAGAUAUCCACACUGGCCUCAGUGGCAGUGGUGUGGCCUUUGUGUGCACAUUCUCUGAGGCCUUGGCUGAAGGUGCUAUCAAGAUGGGCAUGCCCAGUGCCCUGGCCCACCGCAUUGCUGCUCAGACCCUGCUGGGGACAGCCAAGAUGCUGCAGCAGGAGGGGCAACACCCGGCCCAGCUUCGGACAGACGUGCUCACACCAGCUGGAACCACCAUCUAUGGGCUCCAUGUCCUGGAGCAGGGUGGCCUGCGAGCCGCCACCAUGAGUGCUGUGGAGGCUGCUACCUGCCGAGCCAAGGAGCUUAGCAGGAAGUAGGCCAGGCUCCAGAUGAGACCACAGACUCUUUGCCCAGCACAGCCCUGGAAUGUGGGGAACCAGCCCCCUUGGUUGCCCAGGUCACCCCUACCCUCCCCUUGUCCCACCUCAAAGAAUCACAGUUCUCUAGCCAUUACAUGACUGCCUCUACCUCUGCACAGGAAAUGCAGCAGCCUUCACUUCAGGUCUACCCUCCUCCCAGUGUGGUGACUGGGUCCUUAAAGAACUGUCGUAAAGGGUAGUAUUGGUUUCCAGGGACCAGAGAUCUGGCCUGCUUUGGGGAUAUGGAGGCCAUGAGCAGAGCUGUUGAUGGCAAGAGCCACUGGGUCUGGCCUGGCUCCCCUGGCCCUUCCUUAAAUUUCCCUGGGACUGAUAACAGAUCAGUGCUCAUACUAGUGGGGAUGUAAUACUGGGGGAGGCGGUAUAGGGAUAGACAAAUCUGUCCAAGAUGUCCUUUCCCUCCAUGGACCCAGAAACCUACCUGCCCUGAGCAGCAGGUGGCAUGCCCUUCCCUUAGCUGAGGAGGAACCAUACACAGGGGUCCUACACAGCAGAGCAUGGGCUCCAAUAACCCACCCUUAGAUCAAGAGUCCUCAAGGAACCUGUGACUGCAACACUGGCCCCUGUAGAACUUGGCCUUUUAACAUGUCCAUGUACCAUCAGGUCAGGAAAGCUAGGACUAGGGGAAGAUCAAGAUCCUAGGGCUGGGGGUCUAGAGCUCUGAGGCCACUGGGCAGUGGGAAGGACCUGGGCUGGCUGCUUACAAGUCUGGUUUCUGGCCCAAGUAUGUCCCUCCACCCACCCAACACCCCAGACUGUCCUGGCCACCCAGACCCCAGGGUGCUGCCCCUCCCUCACUUCCACCCAGUAGCUUCCUGAGACUGGGCAGGAACAUCUAUCAUUGUUUGUUGGACCAACUUCCAUGGUGGCACCUGCUAGUGGGAUGACUGAUGUUUGGCAAGCUAUCAUCCAUCUAUAAGGCAGGGCCAAUGGGACUUGGAUGUCCCAUCUCUUCUGUCACAUCUGGUCCACUUUCCCAGAACUGCAGGCCUGCCCUCCUGCAACUUGCCCUGGACUUCCCACUGCCCCCCUUCCUCAACUUGUGGGUGACUCUCAGCCAAUAGGUGCUUGGUCCAACCGUGGCACUGCUACUUAUCAGAGAUGUUAGCCCAAGGCCAUUUCACACCUAGAAUACCUCUGCUGUGACAGGAAUAAAACUGCUGUGUAUUUGUGUAAA